Molecule: messenger RNA, 7810 nt
Organism: Dreissena polymorpha
Lineage: Eukaryota; Metazoa; Mollusca; Bivalvia; Myida; Dreissenidae
Product: protrudin-like
Exons: 18
Coding region: 81-1205 (374 amino acids)
Biological process (GO): protein localization to plasma membrane; endoplasmic reticulum tubular network formation; vesicle-mediated transport
Cellular component (GO): endoplasmic reticulum tubular network
Molecular function (GO): metal ion binding
Source: RefSeq, a predicted model, not a curated record
GGAAAAGAGUGUUUCCCAUGUGAUUCAUUGAAUGUUUACGUUUGAAGUCUCUACUUUCUGUUGUAUUUAAAAGACUUGCAAUGGAGGAUGAUAUCUCAGCUGGUAGCUAUGACAACGUGAUGACCCGCCCCACGGCUCAGGUGGAUAUCGCCCAGUUUGUGGAAGAGGUGGAGCGGUUCAAUUGUAUGACAGAACCAUUCGCAUUCCUGCUCUACCUGUGGGACGACUUGAGAAGGUGGCGCUAUCCAGUGCUGACAGGCUGUUUGUGGUUGCUAUGUAACCUGGCCUGCCUGAUUUUAUCCCAAGCUGCGGUGUUCACUCUAGUCGCCUUAAUUGUGAUUCUGAUUGCCCUGGUGUGCUUGAUUCAACUGCAUACCCGUCUGCUUGACAAAUUCCUACCAGUAACCACGACAACAGAAUUCCAAGAUGAUUUGCUGGACGAACAUUCAGCUAUUCAGACAAUUAGAGAUUUCAAAUGGAGUCUGCUUCAAAUGCAUGAGUUUAUCUGCAAGUGCAAUCAAUACCUGCGGUAUUUCUACUGUCUGCUGAAAUGGGACUUCACCUUGCCUUCAUUAAGGUUCCACAUGGAGGUGUGUUUCCUACUGCUUUGCCUUGUCGUGUGUCCCACUCGCUGGACGGCUUUUCUUCUCACUAACUGGUUCUUCCUGGCCACAAACCAGGUGUAUACAGGUUGCCGUCGAAGAGUGUUCAACUUCAUUGAGUAUACACAGGGGAAAAGAAGCCUUGCUGCCAUUUUUGAAAAUCAAAACCAGUCAAAUAAUGCUGGCCCCACUCAAAAGGAGUGUAUGAACGGAGGAGCCUUGUCAGAGGGGGUCGAGGCCUUGGGGGAGGACGGGGUCAACUCCUCCCUCACUGAUGCUGACAAACUCUCUGAUACUGGUGCGGAGGGAGAAGACGUGGAGCUGCAACCCAGCAGUGACAGCAAGCCAGGAAUGGUGGCCAGGCUGAUGGACCUCAAGAGGAGGCAGACCUGUUUUGAAUGCAAGGCAUCGUUUUCAUCUAUCCUGAAACGCAGGAACACCUGUUGUCACUGUGGAAACAGCUUCUGCUCUAAGUGCUGCAACCAGAAAGUACCCAAGUCCCUUCUCGGUGUAACAGCACCGUCUACCCAGACAGACCUGGUGUUGGUGUGUGUCGUCUGCCUCAAUCUCUUAAUGGAUGAACAGAAGGACAAGAUGUCAUAGCAAUUAUGUCCCUUGACAGCUGAGAGUUGUUGCCCUUGAUGGGCUAGAGUUGUGUAACUUAAUUGAUGGUUAUUACUUGGGAUGAAGAAACUAUAUGUUCCUUGUUCUGGGAAAAUUUGCUUAAAUGCAUUUACUGAAAGCAUUGUCCCAGGUUUAUAUGUUUAGUCUUCACAUCGUCCCAGGUUAAGAUGUUUAGUCUUCACAUCGUCCUAGGUUAAGAUGUUUAGUCUUCACAUCGUCCCAGGUUAAGAUGUUAAGUCUUCACAUCGUCCCAGGUUAAGAUGUUUAGUCUUCACAUCGUCCCAGGUUAAGAUGUUUAGUCUUCACAUCAUCCCAGGUUAAGAUGUUUAGUCUUCACAUCGUCCCAGGUUAAGAUGUUUAGUCUUCACAUCGUCCCAGGUUAAGAUGUUUAGUCUUCACAUUGUCCCAGGUUAAGAUGUUUAGUCUUCACAUCGUCCCAGGUUAAGAUGUUUAGUCUUCACAUUGUCCCAGGUUAAGAUGUUUAGUCUUCACAUUGUCCCAGGUUAAGAUGUUUAGUCUUCACAUCGUCCCAGGUUAAGAUGUUUAGUCUUCACAUCAUCCCAGGUUAAGAUGUUUAGUCUUCACAUCGUCCCAGGUUAAGAUGUUUAGUCUUCACAUCGUCCCAGGUUAAGAUGUUUAGUCUUCACAUCGUCCCAGGUUUAGAUGUUUAGUCUUCACAUCGUCCCAGGUUUAGAUGUUUAGUCUUCACAUCGUCCCAGGUUAAGAUGUUUAGUCUUCACAUUGUCCCAGGUUAAGAUGUUUAGUCUUCACAUCGUCCCAGGUUAAGAUGUUUAGUCUUCACAUCAUCCCAGGUUAAGAUGUUUAGUCUUCACAUCGUCCCAGGUUAAGAUGUUUAGUCUUCACAUUGUCCCAGGUUAAGAUGUUUAGUCUUCACAUCGUCCCAGGUUAAGAUGUUUAGUCUUCACAUCGUCCCAGGUUAAGAUGUUUAGUCUUCACAUCGUCCCAGGUUAAGAUGUUUAGUCUUCACAUCGUCCCAGGUUAAGAUGUUUAGUCUUCACAUCAUCCCAGGUUAAGAUGUUUAGUCUUCACAUCGUCCCAGGUUAAGAUGUUUAGUCUUCACAUCGUCCCAGGUUAAGAUGUUUAGUCUUCACAUCAUCCCAGGUUAAGAUGUUUAGUCUUCACAUCGUCCCAGGUUAAGAUGUUUAGUCUUCACAUCGUCCCAGGUUAAGAUGUUUAGUCUUCACAUCGUCCCAGGUUAAGAUGUUUAGUCUUCACAUCGUCCCAGGUUUAGAUGUUUAGUCUUCACAUCGUCCCAGGUUAAGAUGUUUAGUCUUCACAUCGUCCCAGGUUAAGAUGUUUAGUCUUCACAUCGUCCCAGGUUAAGAUGUUUAGUCUUCACAUCGUCCCAGGUUAAGAUGUUUAGUCUUCACAUCGUCCCAGGUUAAGAUGUUUAGUCUUCACAUUGUCCCAGGUUAAGAUGUUUAGUCUUCACAUCGUCCCAGGUUAAGAUGUUUAGUCUUCACAUCGUCCCAGGUUAAGAUGUUUAGUCUUCACAUCGUCCCAGGUUAAGAUGUUUAGUCUUCACAUCGUCCCAGGUUAAGAUGUUUAGUCUUCACAUCGUCCCAGGUUUAGAUGUUUAGUCUUCACAUCAUCCCAGGUUAAGAUGUUUAGUCUUCACAUCAUCCCAGGUUAAGAUGUUUAGUCUUCACAUCAUCCCAGGUUAAGAUGUUUAGUCUUCACAUCGUCCCAGGUUUAGAUGUUUAGUCUUCACAUCGUCCCAGGUUAAGAUGUUUAGUCUUCACAUCGUCCCAGGUUAAGAUGUUUAGUCUUCACAUUGUCCCAGGUUAAGAUGUUUAGUCUUCACAUUGUCCCAGGUUAAGAUGUUAAGUCUUCACAUCGUCCCAGGUUAAGAUGUUAAGUCUUCACAUUGUCCCAGGUUAAGAUGUUUUGUCUUCACAUUGUCCCAGGUUAAGAUGUUUAGUCUUCACAUGCUAAUCAUGGGGGACACAAAAUUCCAUUAAAGCGGAAAAUGUGUUCCCUGUUUAGCCUGCGCGGACUGCAGAGGCUUAUCUUGGAUGAUACUUUAUGCACAUGCAGUAAGCCCUGUUUUCCUAGAACCAGGCUCAUUUCAGCUGCUGUUGUAGUUGCAUAACCAAUUAAAGCAGUUAGUUCUAUUAUAGAAAUCAUAUUUAGAAAUCUUAAUUGUACAUGAAAAGGCUUAGUUGUGUCACACUGUUGGUACUUUUCUGGUUGUCUUAUGAUAUUGUUUUGAAUUUUUGUUUGUUAUUUUCUUUGUCUAAUAUUUUGUAGCUCACCUUUGCACAUAGUGCUUUUUGUGAGCCUUUAGAUUACUGAAAUGUUUAUGCAUGCAUGCAUGAGUGGGUUAACUUGUUCUCUUGAACCACUUGACAGAUUUAAAACUUAAUAGGAAUGAUCCUAAGGUGACUAUCUUUCAUAAAUCUUAAAAUCCUUUGGGUCAGCUGCAUUUGCCAGUCACCAGAGUUAAAAACGGUGAUAAACAUUCAAAACUUCUUUCCAGUAAAAGCUAAGUCUAGGAGUUUGACACUCUAGAAGUCAAAUUUCAUACCUCAUCAUAAUUAAUCUUUUUCAGAACAUUUGUUUAAAUGUUAAUUCUGCUGAUUUCUAAAAUAUACAUAGGCGUAUUGAUUGUGGAUAAAGUAAUGGAAAACACAGCGCACUGUUAUUUUUAGGUUAUAGAUGUAUUGUUGAUUAAUCAAUCUUUUUGUUUUACCUCAGUUUAGUUCAAGGGUUAGUUGAUUUAAUUUUAGUAUAGUUUUGUGUCUUUUUGCCUUAUUAAUAACAUUUUAUACAACCACACAUAUAGAUAUAUAUUAUUUUUAUCUGUUUUUUCUAUAAGCAUUAUGAAAUGUUAUCCAACUAUAUAAACUUUUAUCCAACAUAGACAGAGAUAAGUUUACUUUCUAUAUACUUGAAAUUUAUUUCGCUUCUAUAUAAUUAAAAGAUGUUAUGAUUGUAAACCAACUUGCAUGAAAAUAUUUACAAAAAGAUUUAAAGAUAUACAUGUAUAAUCAGUUCAUUAUAUGCUAGUCAAGUUUUCAUCAUCAUUGUUGCACAAGCUGUUCUCAUGUUGUUGUGUGUCAAAUUUGUAUUUGUGCCUGAAUGGUCUGGAAGGUCAAUACUCAAAGUGCCAUCACAUGGAAACGGGCCUUGCUCUGGCAAAACGGGUUUAAUGUAUGUGGGUUAAGUGUUAUCCCUGAUUAUCAUGUGCAAACUGCACAGGCUGAUCUGGGAUAACACUUUACCCACAUGCAUUAAACUCAUUUUCCCCAUACGAGGCUCAAAUAUUGGAUACAAAAUUACCAGUGCAAGGUAUUUCAUCAAAACAGCCCUUAUACAGGGGUGUCAAUUUUCCGGAUUAUUCCGGAAAUCCGGAUUUGAGCCGGCCAGGGUUGAUUUUGACGUGAAUGUAAAUCCGAUGAGUUUGUUUAAGGCGGGUGGGGGUAGGGACAAAAUUCUUUUAGUGCGGGAUCAUUUCAGAACGAAUAUUGUUAUAGCAUCGUCGGCAUUCCGGACAUUUGCGCUUGGUACCGAUUUUAUUUAUUGAUAUCUGAUUGGUAAGCGGCUGGCACUGACAUGAGCAGUAACUGGCUAAGUAAAGCACUGCAAUAUCAUAUUUUAAAACAAUAUGUUAAUCAAAUUAUAUAUUGACUGCGUAUUUGCUAGGUUACUGGUUACUGGUUUUCAUUUUCUGCAGUCAAACAAUAUGCAUAUUUUAUUUCAUUUGCAAAUGAUGUAUCGUGACAUGUUUUUGGACAGUCGUUUUCGGAUACGCUGGUUUGUCGAUUUUAAUUUAAUUUCGAAGUUCUUAAUAUCAUUUAUUUAGAAUGACAAAUACACAUGCGGUGUUAUGGAUGGUUUGGUUUAUAAUAUUUCGCAUUGUACUCACCAGAAAUUGCACCUAGAAAGACUAUUAAAAAAAAGAACAAUAAGCUAGGGCUCGGGGGGUCGGGCCCUCUCUUCCCUUUAUCCUACGGCUUAAUUUUCCGGAUUUCAAAUUUGGGACAAUUUACACCCCUGCUUAUAGUUGUUUUACUCCCCCUAGCAGUAAAUAGUAAUCACUGUCAUAAAAAAAGUUCUUCUCAUGAUUACCUCUACUUAUUCAAUUAAACACAUUUUCCAGUUUGUUUUUUCCGACAUGAUAUUUCAUUCAUAGUCAUCAAAUAAAGAAGAAGAAAUAAAUUAAUCAAAAUCAUAACAGUCAAUAUACUUGACUACAUUCUCAUCACAUUGUGUUGUAUGUGGACAGAAAUACCAUUUCAACACUCGUAUCUUCAUAUAUUGAAUAGUAGUUUUUUGUAGGCUUGUUUUUAUUUUCAUUAGCAUUUAAUCAUGAAUUAUUUUUUUUUAAUCAUUCUUAUUUUACAGACCAUGGGAAAGGCAUUUGUAAAGUGAAUUCCACUAAUAUUAUCAUCAACUUUUGUGUUGCUUGUAGUCCAUGUUUUCAUUGGUGUGCUCUUAGUUAAGAAAUUCUAUGUUAAAUUAAAUAUUUUAGAUUUUUAUUUGAUGUCUUUUUUAUUGCCAUUUGUUAAUUUUGCUUUUAAAAUUUGUUUAUAUUUAUUUUACGGAUAGUUAUUUAGAAUAUACUUUUUGUUUUUAUUUAUUUUAUUAUAAGAAUGCUUAAUAGAUUUAUUUUCCUUUAAUAUCUGUCAGUUGCUUGUUUGCUUUCUUAAAUAAAAAUGAAAGAUCUACCUAGAAGAUCCUAAUACUUUGAUUUCCUUAGUUGCAUUUAGCCAGUGUCUGGGAAAACUGGGCUUAAUGCAGUCUGCACAGGCUCAUCAGAGACCACACUUCUUGCCUUAACUGGAGUUUUGUUUAAAAGUGACUUGCUAAAAAAAAACAAAAAAACGUUAAAGCAGGAUGUCACUUAACACACAUGCAAUAAGCCCAGUUUUCCCAACAGUCCUCCAAUGUUUAAUAUAAAUUCACUUUAAACAUUCUGUUAACUUUGUGCAAACUGGGCAUAACAUUGUAUUAUGUGAAUUGGGAAUAAGACAUCAAAUUGGGAAUGGACAUCAUUUUGGUGAUUUUCUCAAACAAAACUAUUCAUUUCAUGAUCUACAUUUAUUUUUGUAAUAUAUUAUCUAUAAUUUAAGCUUAAUAAGCAAUUUUCCAUGACUUUUUCAUUAACAGUGAUUGUAUUUUUAUCAUUUAAAGUGUAUUUUUAAAACGUGUCCAUGCGCAGCAUGGACACAGUUCAUUUCAUGAGGAUUUUUUUUUUUUAUUACUAAAAAAUCCAGUUUUGAAGUAAAAUCAAUUUAAAUGAUGCUUCUAUAUAUGCAAGUAUCUGUUUUAAUUAUAAUUUGUCAAACUAGAUAAAUACAACAUAUAAAACUGCAUAUUAUGCACUUUUGAUAAAACACAAUUUAUUCCCAAAUUGAUGUCUUAUUCCCAAUUCACAUAAUACAGUGUUGCAUGUAUUUGUGUUUUUUAACAAGAUUUAAAAAAUAAUGCAAGGAACUAACUCAUGCCAUCAAUCUAUGCAUGUAUGCAUGUUAUUCAGACCACCUUUACUUUCUCUUGAAAUACUCUGUAGUGACUGUAUUUUGUCAAAGUAAGAUUGUAGCCAUGAAUGUGUUUGCAAUAUUUGGGUUUUUGUAAUAAGAGGACUACUGGUUUGUUGGAAACAAAUAUAUUUUGAUGCACAUAAAUCUCUGACCAAAUUGAAAGCAUUUCUAUCUUGGCAUUGACUUGGCAUUUGUAAAUGUAAGCAAUUGAUAGGGCAUGUCAAUAUAUACAUAUACGUGGAUUGAGUGUGGAUUUAACGAGGCGAAACGAUAGCUUCAAUCGCAUACAUUGACAAAAUCGUACAUGUAUUUAUAUGUAUACAGAAUGACAAGAACAGGUGUACAAUGUUUUGUAUAUAAUCCUUUCAUAAUAGUUAUAGCAGAAGUUGACAUUUUGUUUUUACUUUCUAGUCAUUAUAGAGCUCAUGUUUGUAUUUGCUUUCAUAGUCAGCAUUAUGUAAAUGGCUCCUUACUUUAAAUGGUGUUGGUAUAUACAUCACACUUGUCAAUUGUAAAUCAAAAAUCGUGUUUGUGUGCGGUGUAAUCUUCAAUAUUAUCCGAAUGUUGGUAUUAAUGGUAUAAGACAAGGCACACACAAUAUUUGAGCUUCAAUAUUUUACACUUAAUGCAUGUGCGUAAAGUAUUGUCCCAGACGUUAAUCAGGGUCGACCAAUUCUGACUAGACUGUAUUUUCAUUUAGAUUAAACUUUCUUUAAAUGAAAAAGUUGAUACAAGUGGAAAGAGUUGUUCCUGAUCAACCUGUGUGGACUGCACAAAUUAAUCUGGGAAGAUACUUUACACACAUGGUUCCUUGUUUUUUAAUCAUGUUUGUCACCAUUUUUGGACGACAGAUUUUACAUUAUACCUUUUAAUAUGUACAUGUUAAGAAUUGUCUUUUGUAUACAUUUUAUCGUUUUGAAGUCCUUUAGUAUCCAAGUUUAACCAUUUGAAUCCAGCCAUUUACCUCGCAAUCUUUCAAAGUAUUUCCUUGUACAUUUUCUUGCCUUCUAUUAGUGUUCUUACAUGUACUAUGCCAUUUGUAGAUACAUGUACUGUGCAAUAAAACAACUAACCAUG